Tuber aestivum (summer truffle) is the source of this 3362-nucleotide messenger RNA. The record is from the annotation of a GenBank genome assembly. Lineage: Eukaryota; Fungi; Ascomycota; Pezizomycetes; Pezizales; Tuberaceae.
GAAGUUCUUGUGCCAGAUAUAUAGUCAGCUAAAUCAUUCCUUCCCUCUAACCCUCUAACUUUUCCUACACCAUGAAAGACAGUAAGGCCAGCAUGGUACAGUACUGUACAGCCCGGCCAUGCAUAACCUGUUUGAUCUAGCCAUGUCCCAUUCACCAGUGAGCGCUAUUCCCAUUACCGCUGCUCUUGCUAGCUUGACCGGUUGAGAGAAUGCCUCUGUUCGGGGUUGGAUUGCUUUCUCCCCUCCGCACGCCCACUCCACUCCCUCCCGCACUCCCUCUGCCUUCCCAGUUUUUCCCAUCCAUAUGGCACCCGCUUCUGAACAGCUAAAUGACAUACGGAGGGUAUAUAUCCCGACUUCCUCUAACCACCCACCGGCUCCUGAUUUCCUCGAUUCUUUAUAUGAUACUUUUCAUUUUAUUCUGUCUCCUCGAGCAAUCAGUAUCAAAGCCUCUCUGGAGUCUUCCCUCCCCGUGUGCUUAGUUCUUUCCCACUGUCCAAAACGCUCUUCUUUUUAAACUUAACUCUAAAUAUACCGGUAUCUCUUGCCUAUGCAGACAUCCCUAAGUUUUGGUCUAUUCCACCGAAGCCAUCACUUGAUUCCCCUUACUGUUGCCUAUCGCUUCAUUACAACCAGAAACCCCUAUCGCGAUAGGUGCUCUGAGUCCCCUGCCCUCCCUCCCUUCCCACUUGGCCAUUCUAAAUUGCGCCUUCGCCGUAUGAUAAAGACCCAGGGAGCUACAAUACUACUUCUUGAUGUUAUUUCCUUAGCAAGUUUCUUUCCUCUAAAUCCUUUCCUACCCAUUUCCCUUUAUUUCAUGUUUCUUCCACCGUUCUGUUUUUCUUACCACUCUCCGCAAGCGUAAGAUUUAUUUGUAUGCUUCAGGUAUGAAAGACUGUUAUUUUCCUCCCCACACCAGUCACCUGCCCUCGUAGGACAGAGAGAAACUUAUUUCUCUUCCGUUUAUUCCUAUUAGUUUACCUGAGGGCAAACGGUGAGAAGGACGAAGAAAGGGAGGAGAAUAAACAAAUAAAUUUUCGGUGGUAGAAGGAAGGAGAGGAAAGCGUACCUGCCCUUCCCUCCAACCUCAACCUCCCAUAAACACAUACUACCUCUCUCACCACCACGCAGCUCUCCCACCCCCUCCCCAAUUUACAUAAAUACCUCCGAGGGCCCCGUUCCUAUCAGGGCUGUUUUCCCCUCUCCCGCUCUCCUUCCCUUGCUACCCUUCCUCCCUCACAUCCUACCCCCAACUCCUUCUCCCUCUGGACAACCAACACCAAGACCACCGCGCGGUGAUUUACCACUGCUACCGGUACGAUAAACACCACCACCAUAACAAUCCUUCUAUCCACUAAUCCCCCCAAAAAACUGCUUCCCAAAGCAAACCAAGAGCCUUCGUGUGUACUCCAAAACCCACGCACCGCUGCUUCCUCCCUAAAGGAAAAAAAACCCCCUCACACUUUUUACGAUACGCAAAAGCACUAAAUAAUCACCGCCUAUCUCUCCCCACAAAAUGAGCGAACCAGUUCUACGUCGAAGUGGACGGAAUAUCGCGAAGAAGGAAGUGGCCCCUCCCCCGCCCGUGCCAACCUCCAAGAAACGCGUAUCUGCGGAGCCCAAGAGGCCCGCCUCGAAGAAAGCAAAAAUGGCUGUCGAUAGGGCUGCCGCCGUUGUCAAGAAUGCCGUCGGUAAGGAUAGGGACAACAAGAAGAAACCAGAGGGCGAAACAACCACCUCUGUGGCGGCUACUGAACAGAAGGCCGCAACAACUCCGGCGACUGCAUCCUCCUCCUCCGUUGCCGCGGCGGUAAGUGCUACCGUUGUUGCUGCCCCGGCUGUCACCAAAUCCGCUAAGGCGAAAGGUGGAAAGGCAAAGGCAAAGAAAGCCGACGUAGCUGAGGAUGCGGCGGUGGCUCUCAAGGAUGGCGAUUUAUUGCCAAUCACGUUACCAGAGGUUCAGACCCAUGAUGGUGGGAAAACCACUUUGACAGCUAUUCUCGCGAAAGCCUCCAAGGGGAUCGUGAUCUUUGCUUAUCCUAAAGGUAUUUUAUUAUAUCUGCGUAUUUAUAUGUAUUUGCACUGGGGGGCCCCCCGCGCGCUAUGAGAGAACUAAAAAAAAUUGCCCCCCCCUCCUACCAUCACCCCAUUCCCCGCUAUGGAGAAAUUCAAAGCUAACAAUUCCCCCUCACCCCCACAGCGUCCACCCCAGAGUGCACUACGCAAGCCUGCCUCUUCAGGGACAAUUACACCGCCUUCACUGAUGCCGGUUUCUCCGUAUAUGGCCUCUCGGGUGACCAACCCGGUGUGAACGAGAAGUUCCGCAACAAGCAGAACCUGACAUACACCCUCCUCUGCGACCCGACCUACGAGCUGCACGAGAAGCUUGGCAUCAAGAAGUCGCCCAAGGGCACCAUCCGUAGUGUCAUCAUCAUCGAGAAGGCCUCGGGCGACGAUGCCCCCGCCGCGCACCCGGGGAAGAUCCUGCGCAAGACGAAAGCCUCCGCCCAGGUGUCUCUCCAAGUCGCCAAGGAGGUCGUCGGCCUCGGGGGCACGAAGGAGGCGGAUGGUGGUGGGAACAAGGAUGCUGCCGGUGAUGCUACCUUGCCGGAUGCUAGGGCUGCCGGCGAGGGGACAGCCUAACUCUCUCUUGCCCUCUUCCUCUUCCUUUUCUAUCCAUCUACCCGAUCCUCAUGCUGCGCGGGAUUGUGCGGUCGCUGUGUUAGGAAUUUCCUGUUUACUUGUUUGUCUAGUCAUACCCGGGUAUACGUUUAGUGUAUAUUCAUCCAUCCUCGGGCCAACAGUAAAGUUCGGAUCACGGGAACUAACGUGAAUGGGGGCAGAGGUGAGGAGCGUGGGAAGGGGGAAGGCGAGCUUAUAGGUAGGGUUCUUGCUUUGUACGUCCUGGGUUCAAAGUACAGUAGAUGAACCAGGAUGGGGAGGUUUUCCUUCCCCCUUCUCGCAUCUCCACUCAUGGAGCUCCUUUUUUUGACCUUUUCUGUCUUUUUGUUUCCUUCUCUCCAUCUUCGUUCCUCCUUCCGUAUCUCUUUUUCCUCCCAAGUUAUUCUUUUCCCCCACCUGUCUUUCUCCCCUUCCAUUACCUUCAAAAAUUAUAUCCAUUCCCUCCAAGUUCCGUAGGUAGCCUUGGCCCCCCUCGUAACUUUCCUGUCAUCUUCCCCUGCUUCCUCCUUUUACAAGAGACGGCGGCACAGUGCCAACAGUAGUAGGGAAAGAAAAGAGGGGACACUAUUUCAUUGUUCAUUUCUGUCAUUCCAUAUCUAUUUGUAUGAAUACGAUGCCAUUUUUUUUUCUAUCUCAAUGCGAUUGAAUUGCAGGCCAGGUUCAGGUGGGCUGGCUCUUGA